Molecule: messenger RNA, 1788 nt
Organism: Closterium sp. Yama58-4
Lineage: Eukaryota; Viridiplantae; Streptophyta; Zygnematophyceae; Desmidiales; Closteriaceae
Source: the annotation of a GenBank genome assembly
AUGGUGCAGUACGGCAAGACGACCAUGUAUGUGGACUUCGCCACGCUCAUGACGCACAACCAGGCACUCGCCACAGCGGUUCUGGAGGAGUUUUACCGGUUUGAGCCGUUCCUGCGCAAGGCGGUGCAGAUGUUUGUGCAGGUGCACGAGCCCAAGUACGUGAUGGACGAAGGCAAGCCCAAGGAGUUCUACCUCGCCUUCUACAACCUCCCCGUCAUCCACAAGCUGAGGGACAUGAAGGUGGAGGUGCUGGGCCAGCUGUCCGCAGUGAGUGGUGUGGUUGUCCGAACCUCCGAGGUCCGGCCGGAGCUGCUGUACGGCACGUUCCGAUGCUUGGAGUGCGGCGCGGUGCAGCGGAACGUGGAGCAGCAGUUCAAAUACACACAGCCCAUCAUAUGCAGUAACGCAGCGUGCUCUAACAGGGAAAAAUGGGCGCUAGAGCGAACGGAAUGUCAGUUUGUAGACUGGCAGAGGGUGCGUGUUCAGGAAAACGCAGAUGAAGUCCCUCCUGGGUCGCUCCCCCGCACUCUAGACGUGAUCUUACGGCAUGAGUUGGUGGAGCAGGCGCGAGCCGGCGAUAAGUGUAUAUUCUCUGGGACGCUGGUGGUGGUCCCAGAUGCGCUGGGUGUGCGGGAUUUGUCGUACCGGUUGGCGUUUUUGGCGUGUUCUGUGCAGUCGGGGGAUCAGGAGAAGCAGCUGGUGAAUAUCCGGGCGGAGGACGAGGAGGGCAGUGCUGUCGCUUCAUUCACGCCUGAGGAGCGGGAGGAAAUGGCCCGCAUGCGGGCAGGAGGGAACCUGUAUGAGCGGCUGGUGGCGAGUGUGGCGCCGUCGGUGUACGGGCAUGCAGACAUCAAGCGAGCCAUCCUGCUGAUGCUGUUUGGCGGGGUGCAUAAGAAGACCCACGAGGGGAUUAAUCUGCGUGGGGAUAUCAACGUGUGUGUCGUUGGGGACCCGUCCUGCGCCAAGUCACAGUUCCUCAAGUAUGUAGCUGGGUUUCUGCCCCGUGCUGUGUACACAUCUGGCAAGUCCAGCAGUGCAGCGGGGUUGACAGCGAGUGUGGUGAAGGAGCCAGAGACGGGGGAGUUCUGCAUUGAGGCGGGCGCGCUGAUGCUGGCGGAUAAUGGCAUCUGCUGCAUUGAUGAGUUUGAUAAGAUGGACAUCAAGGACCAGGUGGCUAUUCACGAGGCCAUGGAGCAGCAGACCAUCUCCAUCACCAAGGCAGGCAUUCAGGCCACACUCAACGCACGCACGUCCAUACUUGCUGCUGCCAACCCCACUGGAGGAAGAUACGACCGCUCCAAGCCCCUCAGAUACAACGUCGCCCUGCCACCAGCCAUUCUGUCAAGGUUUGAUCUCGUGCACGUCAUGCUGGACACGCCUGACCCAGUCCAUGACUACUCGGUGGCUCGCCACAUCCUCACGGUGCAUCAGAGCCGCGACCGGGCGCUACAGCCGGAGUUCUCCACGCUGCAGCUGCAGAAAUACAUCAAAUUCGCGCGCUCCAUCCGACCCGAGAUCACAGAGGAGGCUAAGACGCGGCUUGUAGAGGCCUACGUGUCGCUCAGACGAGGGGACGCUGCGCCUGGGUCGCAGUCGUCGUACCGAAUCACGGUGCGACAGCUGGAGGCGCUUGUGCGGCUGUCAGAGGCGCUGGCUCGGCUGCACCUGGACUCACAGGUGUGUGAAGCGGUGGGGAUGGGUGAGUGGGUGAAUAUCAAUGUAAUGUGGGGCGCUCAUGAGUCUAUCAGAGGCUCUGGCUCGCCUGCACCUGGAUUCACAGGUGGGUGA